Molecule: messenger RNA, 1411 nt
Organism: Medicago truncatula (barrel medic)
Lineage: Eukaryota; Viridiplantae; Streptophyta; Magnoliopsida; Fabales; Fabaceae
Product: serine decarboxylase 1
Exons: 5
Coding region: 22-1386 (454 amino acids)
Biological process (GO): carboxylic acid metabolic process
Molecular function (GO): carboxy-lyase activity; pyridoxal phosphate binding
Source: RefSeq, a predicted model, not a curated record
GAGAGCUUAGAAGGAAGCAACAUGACAAUGGCUAUCAUUCCUGAUGCAGAGAUGUUGCCAACAGUUGUUGGCAUUGCCAAACUCUCAGAAGAAGAGAGACAUGCAAAUAUUCAUGAAGAGGACAUUAAUAGACUUACCAACAUUGCUAUCACACAAUGCAUUGGUGAAACUGAUGCCAAUUUAGAUGCAGUAAUUGCUCACUAUGUGGAGACUAUAAACAAAUACAACUUGUGUAACUUAGGUUAUCCCGGAAAUCAAGACUUCAACUAUGAAGCAUUAGCACCGUUACUUCAAUUUCUCUUGAACAAUGCUGGAGAUCCAUUUCUUGGAAGCGGCUUUUCUCUCAAUUCAAUGACAUUUGAAGUUAGUGUGCUUGAUUGGUUUGCUAAACUAUGGGAGAUAGAGAAGGAUCAGUACUGGGGAUACGUCACAACUGGUGGAACGGAAGGGAAUCUUCAUGCGAUUUUAGUAGCGAGAGAACAAUUUCCAGAUGGAAUUCUAUAUACCUCACAAGAUUCACAUUAUUCGAUAUUCAAAAUUGCAAGAAUGUAUCGAAUGCAAUGUGUGAAGGUUGGCUCUUUAUUAUCAGGUGAAAUUGAUUGUGUUGAACUAGAGGCUUCUCUACUUUCCCACAAGGAUAAACCAGCCAUCAUCAAUCUAAACAUAGGGACAACUUUGAAAGGUGGGAUUGAUGAUCUUGAUCUUGUAAUACAAACACUAGACAAAUGUGGUUUUACUCGUGAUCAAUUCUACAUUCAUUGUGAUGGAGCUUUAUUUGGAAUCAUGUUGCCUUUUAUCCAACAAGCUCUAAGGAUUAGCUUCAAGAAACCUAUCGACAGUGUAACUAUUUCAGGUCAUAAGUUUUUGGGAUGCCCAUUUCCUUGUGGUGUUUUGAUAACUCGUUUGAAAUAUAUCAAUGCACUAUCUAGAGAUGUUGAAUAUAUUGCUUCAAGGGAUGCUACAAUCACAGGUAGCCGUAGUGGGCAUGCUCCAAUCUUUCUUUGGUAUGCUCUCAAAAAAAGGGGUUUAAUAGGACUCGAGAAUGAAGUACAUGAAUGCAUAACGAAUGCACGUUACUUACUAAAUCAACUACGUGAUGCUGGAAUUGGUGCAAUGUUAAACGAGUUUAGCAACAUAGUUGUUUUUGAGAGACCCUUUGAUGAUCACUUUACUCGUAGAUGGAAUUUAGCAAGCAAUGGAAAUAUUGCACAUGUGGUAGUGUUGAAGCACAUUACUAUUGAAAUGCUUGACACCUUUGUUUGUGAAUUUAUCCAAAAACGAUCGAUUUGGUCUAAAGAUGGACAAUUUCAGCUUCCAUGUAUUGCAAGCGACGUUGGUUCUAGAAAUUGUGCUUGUUCGAUACACAGCUUAUCAAGAAAUUAUUAGCUAGAAUAUAUGUGAUGUUAAUUUA